Molecule: messenger RNA, 360 nt
Organism: Populus euphratica (Euphrates poplar)
Lineage: Eukaryota; Viridiplantae; Streptophyta; Magnoliopsida; Malpighiales; Salicaceae
Exons: 1
Coding region: 1-360 (119 amino acids)
Source: RefSeq, a predicted model, not a curated record
AUGGCUUUCAUGGUCUCCAACAAGCCUCUGUUUACAUUGAUGUCCGUAGCCGAUGCAGCUACAUGGUACUGUGCCCUUGUCCUUCUUGCUCUAAUAUUGCUUACUUCUUUAAGAGAGGCAUCUCCCACAUACGAUGAUGGUCGUCACCAUGAUGUUGUCGUUGAAGGCAAUCAAACAUUUUACCGGCCGUGUGAUGAAAUUUAUGUUGUGAAAGAAGGAGAAACCCUUCACACCAUCAGUGAUAAGUGCGAUGACCCUUUUAUAGUGGAGGAGAAUCCCCAUAUUCAUGAUCCUGAUGAUGUUUUUCCCGGUCUUGUUAUCAAGAUUACUCCCUCAAGGUCUAGGAAAUUAUUGCGGUAG